Messenger RNA from Cebus imitator (Panamanian white-faced capuchin), 2594 nucleotides. It is a transcript of the gene ERVV-2, whose product is annotated as endogenous retrovirus group V member 2, envelope. The record is from RefSeq and is a predicted model, not a curated record. Bases 716 to 2326 code for a protein of 536 amino acids. The transcript has a single exon. NCBI's taxonomy places the organism in Eukaryota, Metazoa, Chordata, Mammalia, Primates, Cebidae.
AUUUCACCACUGCACUCCAGCUGGUACAACAGAGCGAGAUUCCAUCUCAAAAAAGAAAAAGAAAGAAAUUUUAUUUGAAAGACCCUUCCUGUGUGUAGACCCAAUGUUAGAUCCACAUGUUACCCAAUUAACCAAAUAUAUAACAUCACUGGCCCAAUUUCAACAAGCCAUCCAGGAGUUUGGGCAAAAGGUACUGCCUGAACCUGACCCUUUCAGUAAGCAACCCUUAUACUAGCCAGGGUUACAAGUCCUCAUCAAAACCUAGAGCAAUGGUCACAUGGGUCUCAACUAGCCUGGGUCUGUCCCUCAUGGAAAGACCCAUUUAUUACUUUCUACCCCAACAGUUAUUAAAGUUUCUGGAAUCUCUAGUUGGAUACAUCACUCUCAAGUAAAACUGUGGGAAGGUGCUGAAGAAUCAACAACAGAAUCAGCAUCUGAGUAGUCUCAUGAGCCAACCAUUGGAGGGCUUCAGAUUCCUCUUCAAGUGAAAAGAUAAGUACAGCCUUCUCUCCUUUUACCGGAAAUAAGGUCAUCUCAGUACUGAGAAUUUUGGUUGCAGUGGUAUUGGUUAUUCCACUCAUUUUGACCCUAACUUGCAUGCCACCUAAAGUCCUGAUAACAGCCUCUUUUAUCACUAAACACUACAUCUAACCAUUUAUUUUUCUCUCCUAUUUUCAACACUUUUCUUUUCAUAAAGCUUAAGAGAAAUUCCGCUAUGACAGAGAAAUACCUUUUCCUUUAUUUUUACCUCCUUUCCAUGCCCCUGCUCUCACAAGCCCAAUGGAGUGAAAAUUUGCUUGUCAAUUUCUCCAAAAUCAUUGCUUCUGGAAACCAUCUAACUAACUGUUGGAUUUGUCACGACUUCAUCACCAGAUCCUCAUCUUACCAAUAUAUUUUGUUAAGAAAUUUUUCUUUAAACCUAACAUUUGGUUCAGGAAUCCCUGAAGGCCAACAUAAAUCUGUUCCACUCCAGGUUUCACUUGCUAACUCAGCGUACCAAGUCCCCUGCCUGGAUCUCACUCCACCUUUCAAUCAAAGCUAUAAAACUUCCAUGUAUUUGUUCAACUGCUCUUCUCUAAACCAGACCUGUUGUCCGUGCCCUCGAGGACACUGUGACUGGAACGCCACCUUGGCGGAGGAAUUCCCCACUCCCACCAUCCAGCCCAUGAGUUUUUCCUCAACAGGUUGCCACCCUAACUUGACUCACUGGUGCCCAGCUGACAAUCACCCAGUGAAUAGUCCAGAGAAGUCACUCCAGAAUCGGUGUACAGCUUGGGAAGGAAAAGAGCUAAUAACAUGGAGGGUUCUGUAUUCGCUUCCCAAGGCACACACUGCCCACAUAUGGCCAAAAGGUGCCGCUCUCCAGGGAGGGCCUCUAUCCCCUACAUGCAAUCGAACAAUUCAAACAGGGUGGAAAUCGCAUUUACACAGGUGGUUCAACACCAAAAGCCCCCGGUGGGCCUGUACCCCUCCUGGCUAUGCAUUUUUAUGUGGACCAAAACAAAAUAAACUGCCCUUUGAGGGAAGUCCUAAGAGAACUUAUUCAACGCCCCCUUCGGCAAACCUCUUUACUUGCAUCAAUAACAUCCAACAUGUGGGGGAAUGUGCUGUGGGACUUUUGGGGCCACGGGGGAUAGGGGUGACCGUUUAUAACACCACCCAACCCAGACAGAAAAGAGCUCUGGGUCUCAUAUUGGCAGGGAUAGGAGCGACCGUAGGAAUGAUCGCCCCAUGGGGAGGGUUCGCCUAUCAUGAAAUCACCCUCCGAAAUCUCUCCACGCAAAUAGGGAACCUGGCUAAGAGCACUGGAGAUGCCAUCUCUAAACUCAAGGCCUCCCUAGAUUCUCUGGCCAACGUGGCCAUGGACAACAGAUUGGCCUUAGAUUACCUCUUAGCAGAGCAGGGUGGAGUCUGUGCAGUGAUCAAUAAAUCCUGUUGCACUUAUGUCAAUAACAGUGGGGCAAUAGAGGAGGAUAUAAAAAAGAUCUAUGACCACGUUACGUGGCUCCAUGAGUUUGGAAAAGGAGGUGCUUCAGAAGGGUCCAUUUGGAAGGCUGUGACGUCUGCUCUCCCCUCCCACACGUGGCUUGUCCCUUUACUGGGACCAGCUGCACUUAUAUUCUUCCUUCUCCUUUUUGGCCCUUGUCUCUAUAAUUUACUGAUUAAAUGUGUCUCUUCCAGGAUACGGCAAUUUCACACACAGCCCCUAAAAAUGGAAAGCCAUCAUCCAGUCGUCCUUGGAGGCCCCAGCACCUGCAAGUACAUCUCCCCCUUGGAUGCCAGUGGGCAAAGAUUCCGGGAAACUACAGAGGGGCUCCUUCCCUGACAGAGAGCAAGAGACGGAGACCCUGAUGACUUCUUCGUCCCAUGUCAGCAGGAAGUAGUUACAGAAGACCCACGACGUCCUUACACCCAAAGCCUUUCAGGGUCUCCAUCUCUUGAGGGGAAUUAUUGUUAGGGUAGGCAGUUAGGUAGGCAUGAGCAGGCAAGAGAGCCCCUGGGAAAGGACUCUUUAGAAACACAGCCCACUGAUGGCCUCCUUGGAGAUGCUGCCCGUGGACAGUCAGCAAAAUGAGGAGAGUGAGCCAGGCGCA